AUGGCCAAAGUCCGCCGGAACAGCGCCAUCACCGCGGCCGUCUGCUACUUCAUCGCCAUCAUCUUCCUCAUUCUCGUCAUCAUCGGCAACACCUCCAUCAAGCCCGUGCUGACGGACAUUUACUUCUUCAAACUCGAUGUCUCCGACAUCAUCCCGCUCUCCUCGGCAAACGCCGUCCUCCUCAACUCCGUAGCCCGUAGCUUGGGACUCCACGACUUUUACCAAGUCGGUCUCUGGAACUUUUGCGAAGGCUACAAUGAUGAGGGCGUCACCUUCUGCUCAACCCCCCAGCGCAUGUGGUGGUUCAACCCCAUCGAGAUCCUCACCAACGAGCUCCUCGCCGGCGCCACCAUCGCCCUCCCCUCCGAGGUCAGCACCAUCCUCAACAUCCUCCGCAUCGGCCAGCAGGUCAUGUUCGGCCUCUUCAUCUCGGGCAUCUCCCUCGCCGCCGCCCUCCUCAUCGUCACCCCGCUCGUCAUGCGCUCGCGCUGGUGGAGUCUCCCCAUCGCAAUCUUCGCCGCCAUCACGGGUCUCCUCGUCACCGUCGCCUCCAUCAUCGGCACCGUCAUGAGCGUCGGCGCCAAGAUCGCCCUCACCCAGCAGUCCGAGCUCAACAUCAACGCCGUCCUCGGCGUGCGCAUGUUCGUCUUCAUGUGGCUCGCCAGCGCCCUCGUCGACCUCGCCGCCAUUCUCCACAUGGCCAUGGGCUGCUGCUGCUCGCCCAGGAAAGAGAGGGAGGCUGCCGCUGCCGCUGCUGCUGCCGGUGGGGCGAACAACACGCCGGAGAAGACGACCAAUACGACCGAGAGUGGCGAGAAGCCGUCGAGGUUGCCUGCUUUUAUGAGGAAGCGCAGCCCGAGGUCGUCGACGUCGUAG
Messenger RNA from Colletotrichum acutatum, 876 nucleotides. Its product is annotated as SUR7/PalI family-domain-containing protein. The transcript is spliced from 2 exons. Lineage: Eukaryota; Fungi; Ascomycota; Sordariomycetes; Glomerellales; Glomerellaceae. Bases 1 to 876 code for a protein of 291 amino acids. The record is from RefSeq and is a predicted model, not a curated record. Gene Ontology annotation, cellular component: plasma membrane; cell cortex of cell tip. Gene Ontology annotation, biological process: fungal-type cell wall organization.